This is a messenger RNA of Danio aesculapii, 10886 nucleotides long. Its product is annotated as IQ motif and SEC7 domain-containing protein 2. The transcript has 15 exons. The record is from RefSeq and is a predicted model, not a curated record. Gene Ontology annotation, molecular function: guanyl-nucleotide exchange factor activity; protein binding. Lineage: Eukaryota; Metazoa; Chordata; Actinopteri; Cypriniformes; Danionidae. The coding region runs from base 2030 to 7015 and encodes 1661 amino acids. Gene Ontology annotation, biological process: regulation of ARF protein signal transduction; actin cytoskeleton organization.
AAUGUAACCGCGUUCCAAAAUGGCCGACCAUGGGGACACAGUUUCCCCAGCAUGUUCCUCUAGCGCUACAUAUUCGGACCAACGUCAGAGCCUCGAUUGAAAAGAAAAAUAUAUUCUCUCUGACUCACUCAAAUGAAUUUAACCCCUGCAUCACCCUUUACCACGGCGAGGUGCGCUGAGCAUCAUCAUUAUCAUCGGCAUGCUGCGAAACUAGCGAUCGAGACACUUGUGGACACUGCGGUGAAACCGAAUGGCGGCGAGGGGCGGCAGGUGCAGGGCUGUCCAGGGAGCAUCAGGAGGAAAUGCACGCUUGUUCAACAUGUGAGCAGUUCAUUCAUGAGCGAACAUCCUCAGUAGCUGGCGUCAAUAAGGCUUGACAUCUGUCUCAAAUUCGGAGGCAUAUCCGUUUUGGGGAGUUUAUUAGUUACCAUGCAACGCAGUCUCCAUAAAUUGUCUUAAAAAUGGUAGUGACAGCUGUGCUCCAUCAGCAUGGGUGUUAUUUAAUGAUCUCACCCGCACUGGCUUGACACUGUGUGGACGAGCACGCGUACGCUGUAUUGCGCGUCUCAGCUGUUUCAGGACCGGAUCGCCUUUUGCGCUGAUUACACAAAGCGACAUUACACGCAACAGACAGUGGACAUCCUGCUAAAAGGAUUGUAUUUAAUGCCGUUUUUGUUUUAGCUGAUGGUGCGAUUAAAUGCGACAAAAAUCGAUAACCAUUUGCUUGGUUAAAACUCGUGGUUUUGCGUCGGAACAUCAAGUCUGGAGAUCUAAAUGACUUUAUUGUCAUCGCUUUUUGGGACGCAUUCUUCAAAUCGCCUUAUUGUCGCGCAGCUGUAUGCGUUGGAGGCGCGCGAUUGUCUUCAAGGACUGUCUGGCCAGUAAGUGUGGAACGACUCGUGAGUAGCCCACACGACAAAUGCGUGCAUGAAAAAUUAAUGCUAGCUGUAAUUUUUAAACUGAGGAGAUAAGAAAUAAUGGAAAGUUCAAGGAAACAGUGUGUGUUAUGAAAUAAUCACACAUUCUGUUAAACGGACUUCUCAAUCAGCUGAAAUGCAUCAUGAGUAGGAAAUCCAGGUGAUGUCUUAAGAUGCAUAAUGAUAGGCAAUAAUAAUGGCUUGAAUGGAGAGGUCUUGAUGUUGUAAUGAGCGUGCAACGAAGAGAGAAGGGGGAACAGGGUUGUUGUGAGAGGCAUGCGCACACCUCCCAGAAGCCAAUUUAGUAUUGCAGUGGAUUUAUCAGAAGAACUUUGGUCUCUCUCUAUCUCUUUUUCUCUCUACCUUUCCAUCUCCAUCGCUUCUGGAAUAGAAUGACUCCUAAUGAAAACGUCUCCCAAACACUUCAGUCUGGAAUAUGAGUCAUGAAUAGACAGCCAGAAAACAGCUGCAGUGCUUCAAGUCCACAUUUCAAAGAGAGACGGAAGGGGAUGUGCAUCAGAGAAAUGGACGAAAAGGAAAUAGGCUUUCCUUCCUGUUUAAUGGAUAUCUGCUGACUUUGCUUUUUGCGGCGCAUCCUAACCUUGGACUUGAGGUACAGGGGAAUGUUCUGUGACUCUGAUGAAUGUUCUUUUUUUAUUACCUUAUGAGAGUAAUAUGUGGCUGAAUGACUGAUGAAAUUCGUUUCCGCAAACCAGCUUUGACUCCAAUUCCAUGAUUCUUUGGUGGCAGUGGAAAAAUGGCAUGCUUGACAGAAGAAUAGCAAUGCAUGCAUAUACAAACACAUGCUUACACCCAUCAUAGAAAAACAAACAAUUUCUUUCCUUGUUAUAUUUUAUAUGUGAAUGCAACUUUCCGAAAUGGGAUUUCCUCGUCCAGUUUUGGUGUUGUGACUUUCAAAGUUGACUCUAACUUUAAAGGAAUCUCAGAUUAAAACCGCAAGCCAUUUUACCCUGGUUACCAAUCUCUAACCCCACCACAUUCCGCCUCUCUCCCCCCCACCCACUCCACGUGGGGGGGAGAGCUUCCUCCUACGAAGUGCUCCUAAAAGCUUGCCCCAGCAGACAGUGACUGUUGCACAGGUAUCCGUCAGCAUGGAUGCUGGGCAGGGCAGCCCGGAAAGCCCUAACAGGGCAGUGGAGUACCUGCUGGAGCUCAACAACAUCAUCGAGAGCCAACAGAAGCUACUGGAAACUCAGCGUCGGCGCAUUGAGGAGUUGGAAGUGCAGCUGGACCGGCUUAGCCAGGAAAACAAAGACCUGAGGCUGGACCGACAGCCCUGCCCACCUCCACCUCCACCUCCCAUUCACCCUGCCCCACCACCCACAUCUCACGCUGCAACUUCCACCAACGCCUACACCAAUCAGAUCCACAACAGUGGGCCCAUCCCAAUACCUAUACCGGCACCGGCGCCCCCACCCCCACCUCCACCUGUGCCACCACGGGACCGCCGCAUCAUUGCCAAUACGCACACUAGGCUCGGCCAAAGCCUGUCAGCUGGACCCAUUUCCACGGACAGAGAGGGAGAACGAAACAGGGAGCGAGAACGAGACGUUGCCACCACCAGUUUGGGAAGCACUCUGCCAAGACAUGUGGAGGGAGAUUCUCAGUGUCCGGACACAACUAGCUUUUCUGACAGCACUUGCAGUCAGGGCCCAUACCUGGGCAACUCGGAUCGCUACGGGAACAUUCGAAACAUUCCCGGCCCUCAGGGGCCUCCUGUGGGCACUGCAAGCCCAGCGAGCCUGGCCUGGGCACAACGGAGCCGCCACCAGCCCGCCAGCCUGGCACUCCGCAAGCAGGAGGAGGAGGAGAGCAAGCGCUGCAAAGCGCUCUCUGACAGCUAUGAGCUCUCCACGGACCUGCAGGACAAGAAGGUGGAGAUGCUGGAGAGGAAGUAUGGUGGAUACUUCCUGAGCAGACGAGCGGCUCGCACCAUACAGACAGCCUUUCGACAGUAUCGCAUGAACAAAAACUUUCAGCUGCUGCGCAGUUCUGCCUCAGAAAGCCGAAUGACUCGCCGGAUCAUCUUGUCAAACAUGCGUUCACAGUACUCCUUUGAUGAGCGACAGCCACAGGUUCAGCCCCAGACACCCCAGCAGCAGCAAGGUCGAUAUACCAGCCAUCACACUUCAGGCACAGCUGGCCAGACAGGAAGUACAAACACACAGCAGGAGACGGACUCACCUGCACACUGUCCUUCAGACAGAGAGGAGUACUCACAUGCAGAUGAUGCCUUCAACAAACAGGUGACGUCUUUAGCUGACUCUAUGGACGACACUCUGACAUGUCAGUCGAGCCGAGGAGAUUCUCAGGACGGUGGUGAAGGAGCCAGGGAGGAGAGUGUGGAUUUCGGCGAAUGUGUUUGGAGCAACAAACCUACCUCUCGCAGGGGUGUGGUAGGGGAGCAGGAGCGCCUGGGCGUCAUGCAUGAGGACAGCACAGCCACCUCAUACAGCGACGUCACGCUUUACAUGGACGACGGCAUGCCGUGCUCUCCACUCUCCAUCGAGCGGGUUCCCUCCAGCACAGACACAGAGUACUGGGGCGUCAGCAGUGGAGUCGGAGGCCGUGAAGACAGCCGGGACACGGAAGGCGGAGGGAGCACUAACAGCCGACGGAGCACUCCGUGCACUGAAUGCAGAGAUUUCCGCUUGCGUGGAUCACAUCUCCCUGUUCUGACUAUAGAGCCGCCCAGUGACAGCUCCGUAGACAUGAGCGACCGAUCAGAUCGAGGCUCCCUCAGCAGACAGUUGCUUUAUGAACAGGAGCCGACGGCGGGCGGGUCACCUCAAGGGACCCUAAAACACAACCCUGCACCUCGCACACCCAAUCCUUGUGCGGCACAGGGCCAGACGCGACCCACAGGACGCCCAAUCCCAUCCCCUCUGCCUACACACUUACCACACCACGCUAUGAUGCAUCACCAUCACCAUCCGCACCUUCACCAUCCACUGCACCACCACCCUCUGCCACACAUGCAUCACCCCUACCCAGAUCCAACGUCCCCCUCACCCACUCAGCCUCCGCUCACGCCCCUUUCAUCCUCAUCCUCUGCACCCCUACCCGCUUCCGGCAUGGAGCAAUCGGAUGGGGAUAACGACUCCCUGAACUCCACCACCAACUCCAACGAGACCAUCAACUGCAGCUCGGGCUCUUCAUCCAGGGACAGUCUGAGGGAACCAUUGCCCCCUCUAGGAAAACAGACAUAUCAGAGGGAGAGCAGGCACAGCUGGGAUUCGCCUGCUUUUAAUAAUGAUGUGGUACAGAGAAGGCAUUACCGCAUUGGGCUCAACCUCUUCAACAAGAAACCAGAAAAGGGCAUCCAGUAUUUGAUAGAGAGAGGUUUUGUAUCAGACACACCUGUGGGCAUCGCACGCUUUAUCCUAGAGAGGAAAGGCCUAAGCAGACAGAUGAUCGGCGAGUUUCUGGGAAACCGACAGAAACAGUUUAACAAGGAUGUGUUGGACUGUGUGUUGGACGAGAUGGAUUUCUCUGGCAUGGAUUUGGACGAUGCCUUGAGGAAGUUUCAGGCUCAGAUUAAGGUUCAGGGUGAAGCCCAAAAGGUGGAGAGAUUGGUAGAGGCCUUCAGCCAGAGAUACUGCGUGUGCAACCCUGCGCUUGUCCGUCAGUUUCAGAACCCAGACACAAUCUUCAUCCUGGCAUUUGCUAUUAUCCUCCUCAACACAGACAUGUACAGCCCCAACGUCAAAGCUGAGAGGAAGAUGAAGCUGGAGGAUUUUAUCAAGAACCUUAGAGGAGUGGAUAAUGGACAGGACAUUCCCAGGGAUUUGUUAGUGGGCAUCUACCAGCGCAUUCAGAAAUGGGAACUCAGGACAAAUGAUGACCAUGUGUCUCAGGUGCAGGCUGUGGAGAGGGUCAUAGUUGGAAAGAAGCCCGUGCUCUCUCUGCCUCACCGCAGGCUUGUGUGCUGCUGUCAGCUGUAUGAAGUCCCAGACCCCAAUCGACCCCAGCGGAGUGGAGUUCACCAGCGGGAGGUCUUCCUCUUUAAUGACCUGCUAGUGGUAACGAAGAUCUUUCAGAAGAAGAAGACGUCUGUGACGUACAGUUUCAGACAGUCUUUUCCCCUGGUGGAGAUGCAGGUUCAUAUGUUCCAGAACUCCUACUAUGCUCACGGUAUUAGACUGACAUCAGCAAUGCCUGGUGCUGAGCGUAAGGUCCUGAUUGUGUUUAAUGCACCCAGCCAACAGGACCGAACGCGAUUCACCAGCGACCUGCGAGAGAGCAUCGCUGAGGUGCAGGACAUGGAGAAAUACCGUGUAGAGUCUGAGUUAGAGAAGCAGAAAGGUGUGAUGCGUCCAGGGCUCAUGAGCGGAGAAGUGAGCAGCGUCGGUGGAAUGAAGACUGAGGCUGUGAACGGCACUCUGGGAAGGCCCAGCCUGGAUGACACAUAUGCAGCAGGAGAGGGGCUUAAACGGACGGCGCUUAGUUCUUCACUGAGAGACCUCUCUGAGACGGGAAAGCGAGGCCGUAGAAACAGCGUUGGCUCUUUGGAUAGUACCAUUGAAGGAUCCAUCAUUAACAGCCCUCAGCCGCAUCAACGCUUACCCAUGGGGGGUGCCGUUCCUGGCUGCUACGGGCUGGAAGACUACCGGCCUCACCGCCCCAUCCUGAGCCCCGGAGUAGGGGUGGGGGGUGGGCCGGGGCAGCUUCACAGUGCAGUAGGCAAUAUGGUGGGAGGCUCUGGCGCCAGCGAUCGAGGUGGGGGGCCGGGGAGCAGUUCUGGAGGGAGCAAUUCCGGUUCAUUCCUGGGCUCUCUUUUUGGGAGCAAGCGCGCCAAACCCCCUGCUCCCCUUAUUCCCCCCGGGCCACACUACCCAGCCCCCGUACGACCUCCUACAACAGGAGGACCCCCGCCUCCAUCUCCCUCCGCCCUCAGCCAGUCAGAUCCCGGUGGGCCAUCCAAGAUUCAAGCGCUCCAUGCUCAGUACUGUCACAACAACUUUGCCCAGCCUCCACCCCCCUACCACCAUCACCACCGGUACCACAUGCAAGUGGCCGCCCCUGGCCAUCCACCCGCUAUUCAUCCUCCCUCUAUCCAUCCUCCCGCUAUGCAUCCAUCCAAUAUCCAUCCUCCCGCUAUGCAUCCAUCCAAUAUCCAUCCUCCCGCUAUGCAUCCAUCCAAUAUCCAUCCUCCUGCUAUGCAUCCACCCAAUAUCCAUCCUCCCGCUAUGCAUCCACCCAAUAUCCAUCCUCCCGCUAUGCAUCCACCCAAUAUCCAUCCUCCCGCUAUGCAUCCACCCAAUAUCCAUCCUCCCGCUAUGCAUCCACCCAAUAUCCAUCCUCCUGCUAUGCAUCCACCCAAUAUCCAUCCUCCCGCUAUGCAUCCAACCAAUAUGCACCCUCACUCUGUCCAUCCUCCCGCUAUGCAUCACACGCUACAACGAGGGUCCCUCCCAAGACGGGGACCGGCCGCUCCUUCGCACCCCCAGCUCCAGCAGCAACUGUCCCACCACGCUAUGCAGCAAGGCCGCUAUGGCAACAUGGCCUGCACCCCUCCACCUCUGUCCCCGCAUUCACCCCAUUCUCCCGUAGGCCCUUUCAACUUCUACCACGUGCAUGGAAAUCCAAUACGCCUCGCGCGAGUGCCUGGACCUACAGGCAAGCUUCCUCUUACCCUGUCUCACUCUCAACCCCACCCUCACGCCCACUCCCACGGUCACUCUCAUACCCACAACCAUCUCGUCCACGUUCACAGUCCCCACCCCGAACUCCAUCACUCCGGCCAAACUCAUUUCGUUUUCUCGCCGCCCCCUCAGGCGCCGUCCGCCAUCACAGCCCGGCACAUACCGCAGGGCGUCUCCCACUACAUACCACAGUAUCCGCCCCUCUCAUCCAUCCCACCUCCCCCACCACACUCCCCAUUACCUCCUCCAUCGUCCCCACACACCCCUCUCACGCCUCUCACCCCACUCUCCCCGCUGGCCCCGCAGCUCCCGGGACCCAUGGGGGCGCAGUCUGGCGGCCCAGGGGGCGGAGGAGGAAGUGGAGCCAGCAACAGCAGCACGGUCGGCAGCUCCAAAUCCAAACCUAUCAACCGUAUCAGCACGGUGGUGUGAGGGUUAGCCGCGGUAGAGGGCGCAGGGUCCCAACGCGGAGAAGCCGGAGCACAGGCAAGAGGAAGCACACCAAACUCAGACUCUGUUACUUCCACAUCAGCUUUCCUCAUGUGUAAGAGCAGGAAACCUAGCCGGCUACACGCUCAUUGCUAGCUUGAGCGACCUCUUGCUGUUCGCCGCCAUUCCAAACAAGGGUUGUGUAACAGCGUCAAAUCUCCGACAGAAGAUCUGAGAAGCCUAAACGGGACAAUGGUGAAGCAGAUGAAGUGUUUUUUAAGUAGACAGUUGAAUAUUGCGUGCAUCGCUGCCAAAGGAAGAGAUUACAGGGGGAAAGGGGGUGCCAAUUUAAGACUGGAAUUUCAAAGACCAAGUUUGACUAUACACAAGGUGAAAUAGUGAACUCUUUAAACACUCUACAAGGAUACCAGAAAAAAAAUGAGUGCAAAAUAUAAAAGAAUUCCAUACAUAGUCUUUUAAGUUUCCAUGCGUCUCAGAUGACAAUCAUUUCAGGGUCUGUCAGAAAAUAUUUGCUUGAUACAUUCCUCAGAAUUGUCAGAGUUAUUCCUCAGCAUAAAAAAAGCGCCAGCAUGCACUUAGAGGGAUGCCAAACACUUUUGUAAUUCUGUUAAAAGACUUUUCUUUCGCCUUGUGAGUGAAGGAAUAAGUGGAAACUUCUACACAGUUAAAACAAAAUCAUCAUUAUUUUAAAAGUAUUUGAAGAAUGUUUAUUUUUUUUGCUUGUUUUUUGUCUUGAAGAGGCUGGGCAUCAGGUUUGCAAUAAGUCAGCCAUAACAGUAAAAAACUCUUUUUUAAAGACCUCAGUGAAGUCAUGAUGUCAUUUUCGCCUUUUCGGUUACUAAACAGAAUGUGUAGAAUGAGAAUAUAUUUGCUAGAUAUUGUAUUCAUUUUUGCUGUUAUGAAACACUAUUAAGUAAACAAACCUAAAAACAUCAUACAAAGGAGUCGUGACUGAUAGAAAGCAAUCAGGACUGGAAUAGACUGAAAAUCAGUGCUGUCUCUGUUUAUUUCCUGCCACCUGUUACCUCAGCAUUUCUCUUUCCCGUUUAGCGCUGCCAUUUCACUUUUAUUUAGACUAAAGCUCAUAAUUCUAUGACCAAUGAAACAUUUUUUGGCAAUUCAUUGCAUAACCUUAGUGCCUACUGAAAAGGUUUGUCAUUGGAGGUUCUGGUUCAGUGAUUAUGCUAUGUUAACACCUGGAUGUUUUCCUCUUGAUGACCUGUUGAAAGAGCAGGAUGUUUAUAGCAUCGUUGAAAGUUUCAAAUGAAUUCUGUACUUAUGGACUUGGUUUUGUACAGUUUCAGCUUACAAAGAAAUCUCUAGAAGUAAUCGAGUUUUAAAAAGGACAUCUGGAUAUGGGGGAUUUUAAAGGACGACUUUUAUUACUAUUACGAUGUCAAAUACUACUGAUAUAAUUCUUGCUAUUUUUGGUGUAAAAGCUACUACUAAUAUGAUACCUGGAUAUGUUUUAGCAGAGUGCCGUGCCGAGUGUUUUCUAAGAGCUUUUUUGUUUUGUUUUGUUUUUUAGACGAACAAGCUAGCUUUUUUUUCCUCAUGUAAAAUCAAUGUUUAGCGAACUAAUUGGACUGCUGAUUUCAGGUAAAUGUUUUGCAGCAAGUUUUUGAAACUAUAUUAUCCACAUAAAAGCUGUAUGAUUGGUGUAAAACUUGUCAUUGCCAGAAGCCAUACACACUUGAGCAACUCGCUCUUGUAAUAUUGUGAAUUAACGCCGAGUUGCAUGUCCAGUGUCAGUGCCCUCUUAUUUUUUUAUAGAAACGCGUGUUUAGGGGACCUAUAUUCACACACUCAUUCACACUGGGAAGCUUAACAGCAUCUUUAAAUGUGAAGAUCUUAUUGCUGAAAGUUUCUGAUUUUGCACAUUCACAAGUUAAAGAUCAUCAGUGCCUAGGAUCCAAAGCUCCAAAACCAUCUGCGUCCUUCCAAACAGUCCAUUUCACUUUCCUAACCUCGCCUCUUUGACAACCAAAAUGGGCCAUUCUCUCACCAUUAAGCGCAAUCAUGCACAGUAUUACACAAUAGUGAUGUGUUUGAGUUAUUUUUAUACUAACAAAAUUGUAACAAGUCCGACAAGGGUGAAAAUAAAUAUGAAUCUCUGCUGCUAGGCCCAGCUCUUAUCUUGUUGUUUAGUUUUAUUUGCCUACACAUGGUCAAACUACAACGCUGUUUAUUCAGGUGAUGGAUUCCGGUACUUCAAAUAUGCUAGCGUUAUCAAUAACUGGAAAUCGUAAGGCCCUUGAAGACAAACAGGAAGUCCAUAUCUCUCACAAGCUGUGGUGUAAUCUGAAUCUAGAGGGCCGUUCACUAUAUUUCACAAUUUUCUCUUAUAACGGGCAGUUUUCCUUCGCUUUAACUCUAAUGCUUUGCUCUUGUGCUUGUAUUAACAGUCCUGAGUGCUGGGGCAUGCUACACAAAUAAAGCAGAGACGUCUGAUGUUAAAAAAAAAUGAAAUAAAAAUCAAUCCAGUAGUUUUGAGAUGCGUGUUCUGGUUUCUGGACAUGCUGAUGUCUUGCGCCACCGUGCCCCGUGUUGCAUGUCUGCACUUAGCUGAAUGAUGCUGUAUAAACCUGAAUGUAUAUAUUAGCUGAUAUAAAUAUGCCAUAUUUACUCUGCACUGGACUGGGGUAUCAAUAUCUGGCUGGGAAGGGGAACCAUUGUUUACAUUUUACGGACCUGAGGGUGGGGAGGGGGCUUGGAAGGAAUUGUAAUUGUAAAAUUGUAUCAGUAUGUGUGUGUAAGAGAAGUUCCUAUAUUUAAAAUGAUUCAUUGUAUGAAGUUUUAUUUGUAUAUAUGUAUGAGGUUUCAGUGCAGAACUAAUUCAGAGAAAUUAUGUGAUAAUUUAUUGCUCUCAUUCUAUAAAACAUGUUCUUGCUGUUGGACACUUGUUUUUAUUAUUGGUAUUUUAAAUUUUUUGAUGGACUAUUGGGCUGUUUUACUUUUAUUUUGGUGUGUGAACAGUGUGAAUGUGUAUGUUGAGUGCAUCCAAAUAAUGACAAGUUUAUUUUGAGCAUACAAAAUGGUUUUAUUUGUCUAAAAUUGAGUAUUUUUAUAUCAUCUCAGUAAUGCAAAUAACCACUCAAGAACUAAUGCACAUUACACAUUGUAUAAUUAGGACUAUUGAAAUCAAUCAACAGGUACCAUUAUGAGUAUAACUGCAGAUUUCUACAUUUUUAUCUAACACCAAGACAGAAAUGGCAAAUGAUCUGGGUAAAAUCCUCUGGUCACAUACAUUUGUAAACUGAGAAACGGAAGUUCUUUGUAUGUUUUUGACAUGUACAGUUUAAGCAAACCAUAGACAAAGUCAUGCAAAAUUAGUUUUGCUAUAAGCAGUUGACUCGAAUUUUCAAACUGACUAAAACUCCCCUGCAGGCACACAAUGUCAACAGAAUGUCAUGUUGACGUAUCCCAACAUUGUGGGGACAUUGGAUUUUGUUUGGAAAUUAAAAUCGGGUUGACGUCAGAACCCAACGUCAGGCAGACAUCAAUGUCCAACCUAAAAUCAACCAAAUAUCAACGUCAUUUGACAUCGUUAUUGGAUGUCAAAAUGACGUUGCUCUAAGACGCUGGCCAGACAUUGAAUUUUGGUCACCUGACGUCAUGACCUAAAUCUAACCUAAUAUUAACGUCUUAUGAUGUUGUGUGCCUGCUGGGUCUUAAGGCCGAUUUCUACAAAACCUUCAAACAGUUUUAAACACUUACAAAUAUGCUGACAAAUUUGUAUAUCAUUCCUUUGUGAACAGUUUCUCGAGUAUUCGCUACUCUGUUGUGUAAACCACUUCAGGUUAAAUGUUCCUAAUAACAGUAUAUUAAAGUGUACAAUCUGUUUAAUCUUUAA